AUGAACGAAACGAAUGAAGAAGACGAGCAACCUCACGACAUUGAAGAACAAGCACUCAUCAUCAACGACGAACAACUUUACACUCACCAGGAUCAUGCAGCAGAAGCGGCUCCUACUAGUAGCGGAGAGCAAGAUAAUUUCAAAGACGGAGUUGAUGUUUCAUCUCCCUCUGAUUAUGAGGCCAACAGUUCCUUGCUUUCAUGGCUAUUAUUUUCUUUUGUGAGUCCACUGAUUCAUGUCGGAUUUAAAAAAGCUGGAGGAAAGUUUAUGUUUUCGAAUUGGCUUGAAAGAAUUUUGCAAUUGCUACGAAUACGAAAUUAUGUAAAUAUUGAGGAAGACAGUAACGAUGCUAGUCAAUUUAAUGGAAUGUCUCACUCGGAUAUUCCUAAAUUAGGCGCAGAAUUGAAAUGCAAGAAUCAAUUUGAAAAAUUUAAUCAUUCUUUCAAAACGAGUUUUGAGCAUGAACGAAAAUAUUAUUCCAAAGAUGGAAGUAUUCGAAGAAGUCAUGGAACUUUACUGAUAUUACUAUUAGAAAGAGUAUUUCGAUGGAAGGGCUUUUAUGUGAACGCAUUGUGGAGAUUGGUUUCUGUUUUUGCGAGCUAUUUGUGUCCAUUAAUUUUUUAUGUUCUAUUGGAAUCAAUUCGAACACAAUAUGUACAAAAUGGAGAAAAUAAGAUGGAUGACAGUGUUGAAAGUAAUAGGACGUCCUUGAAUGGGUUUCAUUCUGUGCCAGAUCUAUACUCAAUUUCACUGCAAUCUCAAUUCUAUUCUAUACAAAGUAAUUCACAAAAUUUCACCUCACAACAAAAUGAGACAAGUAAUACCUAUUGGAUUAUUGCACAACUUCCUCUCAGUAAUAUUUACUUUCAAUUUUUAUUGCUAGUUUUACUAAUAAUCCUUAAUAUUAUUUCUCUGAUUUGCUUACAGCAUUAUUAUUAUGCAAAUUGUAAAUUGUGGCUAGCAGUAAGAGGAUCGCUGCAAGCAUCUAUUUUUCAAAAACUCACAAGAAUUACUCCUACAAAUAGAAGCAAAUUUCAAAGUGGUGAAGUAACCAAUUUAUUCACAACAGACUCGAAUCGAUUGAGUGGAAUGGCCAUCGACAUGCACGAACUAUGGAUCAUUCCUCUUGCAGUGUUGUUGGGAAUGAUUUUAGUCUUUUUGUUUUUUGGAUAUAGCUCACUAGUUGGUAUUGUUGCCAUGUUAGCAAUGAGUCCUCUCUUAGCUCUGCUAGCAAGGUGGUUAUCAAAAAUUGAAACAGCAGUCUCCUCCUUUAGGGACGAUCGAGUGAAAACAAUGAGCGAAAUUUUGAACGGUAUUCGAAUUGUUAAAUUCUUUGCAAUGGAAGAUGGAAUGAAAGAAAAAGUGCAUGAAUCAAGAAGUAAGGAAUAUAAUGGUCUUCAAAAAGGAGCAAUUGUUAGAAAUCUUCAACAAUUUGUCUCUGUGUUUGUCUCUAUUGCAGGAAGCAGCGUGACAUUUAUAUGCUAUCAUUAUUUCGGAGGAGAACUAACUAUCUCUUCCAUGUUCACAGGUUUGGUGCUUUUUGAGAACAUUAGAAAUCCACUCUUUCACUAUCCCACAUUUUUGUCUUUAGCAGUAAGCUCAUAUGUGAGUGCCAAAAGAAUUGGAGACUUUUUAUAUGCCGACGAGUUGUCUCACCUUCCUCACGAUCAUGCCAAUAUAGCACAAUUGCCAAGUCAUCAUCAAUCCUCUAAGGAAGAUGGCGAUACAUUGACUGAUGACAACAUUGCCAUUCAAUUCAAAAAAGCAACAAUCACAUGGAACGACGAGUCAGAUGCAGUUCUUAAAAACAUCAAUCUUACUCUCAAAAAGGGUAAAUUAUAUUGUAUCAUUGGGCAUACUGGAGUUGGAAAAUCAAGCUUAUUUUCAACCAUUUAUGGAGAUACUAUCAUCAAGGAGGGUUCUCUACAUGUUCAUCCAAGUUCUAAAAUAGCUCUUAGUGAUGAAAAUCCAUGGAUGAUUAACGGAUCCGUUCGAGACAAUAUCAUUUUCGAUAAGAGUCUUCCAUUUGACCAUGAACGGUAUCAACAAAUUCUUGACGUAUGUCAAUUAAGAGAUGACCUUGAAGAGUUCCAAAACUAUGACAUGUCUGAAAUUGGUUAUUCUGGAAUUAAUCUUUCACUUGGACAAAAGCAUAGAAUAAGUUUGGCACGUGCCUGUUAUUCCAAUGCUGACAUUAUUCUCAUGGAUUCAUCUCUCAACUCUGUGGAUGCUCGUUUAUGUAAGAAAAUAUUCAAGGAAUGCAUUCAGGAUUAUUUGAAAGAUCGAACUCGAAUUUUAAUCACACACUCCCUACAGCUAUUGGAAAUGGCCGAUGAAGUCAUUGUUCUCGAUAAGGGAACAGUGGUCGCACAGGGACAUCUCUCAGCUAUAAUGCACGCCUAUGACUUUUCAAAGUUAAUUAGAGAAAAUGAUGAGGAGUCAAAAACAGAUCAUCCAAUGGCACAGACGAAUGACUUGACGAGUGUGGAAACAAAUUUGAAAACAGAAUCAUACGUAACAAAGAAUGGACGAGAAAAUAAGAGUCUUCCUUCGUCACAAAAUGAAUCUCCCAGUACUUCGUCUUCAAAAGGUAAAUUAGUAUCAAUCGAAGAGAAACAUUCUGGAGACAUUAGUUGGAAAGUUGUUUUUAACUACCUCAAAGAAUUUGGUCUAAUUGUCUUUAUCAUUUGUGUGACAACCUCUCUGCUUGCUAUUGGAUCUAAGCUUGCCUCAAGUUUAUGGAUUUCUCUGAUGAAUAUGAAUACUUUCAAUAUUAGUAUUGCUUCCUACGUGUGGAUUUACUUUUUACUUGGAAUUAUUGAUGCCUUAAUCAUCACUGUGCGAGGAUCAAGUUUUGCAUUUGCUGCUCUUAAGAGCUCAAAUCGAAUUCAUGAAAAGAUGUUAAAUGGAGUGUUGAGAGCUCCAAUUUUAUUUUUUGAUCAAAAUCCAGUGGGUAGAAUACUGAACCGUUUCACACAAGAUCUCAACGCUACAGAUAGUGAAAUGUUAUUCACAUUGGCGAAUGGUAUCAACACGUUCUUGAACAUUGUUCUCACACUUGUAUUGAUUGCUAUUGUGACACCUUUAUUUCUAUUGGUUGCGUUUCCAGUAGCAGUUGCUUUUUAUAUUAUUCAAGCGUAUUAUAGAACAGCUUCUCGUGAUAUCAGAAGGUUGGAAUCUAUUUCAAAAAGUCCUGUGCUUUCUCAUUUUUCAUCCUGUCUGAAUGGAAUUAAUACUAUUAAGGCACUUUUAAUUCAUGAGCAAAUAUUUGAGGAAAAUUUUAUGAAAAUUGACUUUACAGCCAAACAUUCACACUAUAGAUAUUUAAUUAACCGAUGGCUUGGAGUCAGAAUUCAAGUGGUGGCUCAAGUAGUCAUUUUCUCAACUGCUGCAUUUUCUAUUCUAGCAAGACAUGUCACUCCAUAUGUGAGUCCUGCAUUUCUUGCACUCUCGAUCACUUAUUCUUUACAACUUACUGAACACUUCACACAAAUGGUUCGAUUAUUUGUAGAUUUAGAGAGCUCUAUGACCAGCGUUGAAAGAAUUCUUCAUUAUUGUCACGGAAUUGAUAGAGAAGCACCUACAGAGUUGGAGAAUGAUCCAAUUCCAACACAAUGGCCCACGCAAGGUCAUGUGAAGAUUGAAAACAUGUCUGUGAAAUAUAGAGAUGAUUUAGAUCCAGUAUUGAAAUCAAUUUCGUUGGACAUUCAGCCAGGAACAAAAUUAGGACUAGUUGGAAGAACGGGAUCUGGAAAAAGUAGUCUUUUAAUUACCUUGUUUAGAUUUAUUGAGCCAUUCCAGGGAAGUAUCACUGUGGACGGUUUGAAUAUUUCACAGAUUGGAUUAAAGACUCUACGAAAAUCACUCUUAAUUAUUCCUCAACAACCAGUUCUAUUUUCAGGUACUUUGAGAUAUAAUCUUGAUAUUUUCAAUGAGUUUGAGGAUUAUGAGAUUUGGAAUGCUUUGGAAAGAGUCCAACUGAAAUCAAAAGUCAGCCAAUUUAGUUUGCAAUUGAACGAAAUUGUUUCAGAGAAUGGUAGCAACUUUUCAAUUGGUGAGCGACAAUUACUUUCACUCUGUCGGUGCAUUCUUCGAAAAGCAAAAAUUAUUAUUUUUGAUGAAAGUACUGCAUUUGUGGAUCACAAAAGUGAUGCCCUAGUACAAAAAAUUAUUCGUGAAGAGUUUAAAGAUUCAACGAUCAUUACAGUUGCACAUAGACUGGACACUAUUAUUGAUUCUGAUGCCAUUGCUGUAAUGAGAAACGGUGAAAUUAUUGAGUAUGGUAAACCAACGGAACUACUUGAAAACCCCCAAUCCCAAUUUACCAAACUUGUCAACGAGACGGGCCAUAAAUACGCUUCUCACCUCAUUGAACAAGCAUUCAAAAAACAGUGUCUUGUCGAAGAACAAUAA
Molecule: messenger RNA, 4413 nt
Organism: Naegleria lovaniensis
Lineage: Eukaryota; Heterolobosea; Eutetramitea; Acrasida; Naegleriidae
Exons: 4
Coding region: 1-4413 (1470 amino acids)
Biological process (GO): transmembrane transport
Cellular component (GO): membrane
Molecular function (GO): ATP hydrolysis activity; ABC-type transporter activity; ATP binding
Source: RefSeq, a predicted model, not a curated record